CAGAAGCGACAUCUAGUUGCAUCGAGUAUAAAGCGAAAGUGUACUAUAGAAAAUGUCAUGUUAUUUUCUGAAUAGGUGAUCAAACCUCGAUCACGUUUUAAAUUUUUAUUCUCCGAAUCAGAUUUGAUUAUUCUCUAACCUCUUUACUUGAGCUGACCAAUACAUCUGCGCACGUGUAGCAGAAAUGCCAACCUUACACUAUAGGGGAAUUCGCGUAGCGCGCGCAUUUAAAUCGAAUCGAUAGGUUAUCAGUGCUGUAGAUGUAAACAUCAACAUGCCUAAGAAAUUUGUCGGAGAAAAUAGCAAAGCUAUUGCUGCUAGAGCAAGGAAGGCAGCGGUGAAAGAAGCUGAAACUACGAGAAAAGCUUUGGAAGCAGAGGAAAAGGCAUGGCAAGAUGAUGAUAAACAAUUGCUAAAGAAAAAACAAAGACAGAAAGAACAAGAGAAAAAACGCCAGCAACAGUUAGAAAAGAAGGCAGAGGCGAAAGCUUUACUCGAGAAGGAAAUGGCAAAUAUAAAAGUAGGUGGCAAACAACCUGCCGCGAAAAUUACCAGAGCUGAAAUUGUAGUUGCAACAGAAAAACGAAGCCAGGCAGCAAUGAAAAAGAAAGAGGAGGAGAAACCAAUCGAAGAAAACUUAAAUAGAUUGACAAUUGAAGAGGAAACUGCACAUGGUAUAGAUGAAGCCUUAACUAUUUUAAGUACAAAGGAUUCAGAAAUUGAUCGUCAUCCAGAGAAACGCGUAAAAGCGGCGUACGCCAGUUUUGAAGAAAAGAUGAUGCCUAUUAUUAAAGAACAAAAUCCAACGUUAAGGUUAAGUCAAUUAAAACAAAUACUAAAGAAGGAAUGGAUGAAGUCCCCGGAAAAUCCACUUAAUCAAAAAUUAAUGUUGAAUCGCUGAUAAUACUCAAUUGUGACAACACAAACGUACAUAACGACUGAAUAGAUGGUUAACAGGAAUACAUGGAAUAAGACUUAUAAAUAUAAUCAUGAAUAAAUCAAAUGUGUCUGUACACAAUUUUAUUGUAAACGAAUAAGUUAUACUCCAGUAGAAUAGAGAAAAUCACAUUGUAUAAAUCAUCUUUGGUAUAACUUAUACGCUACCACAUAGCCUCUAGAUCGUAUUUUACAACUUCAUUUACAAACCAACCGUCGUUAAGGCCGCGUAAUGUUGAACAGUCGAUAUAACAACCGUGUACACGUUUUGGCACAGUUAUCAUGUGAACUAAUGAAAUAUGUUUCAAAAUGUCAAUAAUCGCCUGCAGCUAUUUCUCCGUCUCUCGCAACGUUAUAGAAAAAGUUUCGUAAAAAAUAGUUAUAAAAAGAUUGGUUACAGCAUUACAAUCGUAUAAAGUAGUAUCUAUACAAACGAAUUUUCACCAAUAUAAAACUAGAUUAUAUACAGUAGGUUCUAAUCUUUGUCUCGAUGCAUUAAAUUUGCCGAAGCAAUUUAAACAUAAGGCACCAUAUUUUUUUCGUUAAAAUGUACAAUGAGUCGAAUACCCGUACAGUGAACUUGAAUCAAAUAUAAUCUUAUUAUGUAAUAACAUGUUUUAUAAAAAAUGUCACGAACCUAACUAUAUUACCGCUACCAUUUUUUAUUUUUCCAUAAAUCUAUAAAACAAUGUAUCAUAUGAUUCAAUUGGUCCGGGCAGUCAGUCAUAGGCGUAUGGCCGGCUGAUGGUAUCGCCUCCAGAAAAGCUUUCAGCAUGGUCUGAAAAAUUUUAAAAGAAAACUACAAUUAGCAUAUUCUAUCGAGAAUCGCAGCGUGAAACAUGUAAAUGAAAUCACAUCUUUGUCAUUUACGAUCAUGAAAAUAAUUCUCCAAAUAAAAUUGAUUUUUCUCAA
Megalopta genalis is the source of this 1848-nucleotide messenger RNA. Its product is annotated as coiled-coil domain-containing protein 124. Gene Ontology annotation, cellular component: nucleus. Gene Ontology annotation, molecular function: transcription coactivator activity. NCBI's taxonomy places the organism in Eukaryota, Metazoa, Arthropoda, Insecta, Hymenoptera, Halictidae. The record is from RefSeq and is a predicted model, not a curated record. Gene Ontology annotation, biological process: transcription by RNA polymerase II.